AUCAAAGACUUCAACAUCUUAAAGUUUUCUUCACAUAAUAAUUGCCAAAACCCCCCGAGCCCCCCUAACUCCUCUCUCUCUCUCUCUCUCUCUCUCUCUGAGAGCAUCAACACCAACCCAGAUUUAUGAGCAAGAGUAGGGUUUUGCGGCAAGAAUUUUGACUUCACUGGAACAUCAUAGUUUGUUUAUCUUCUAAUGAAGUCGAAGAGAAGACGUGUGAACAAUUACAAUGAUGAUGCACAAGGGGAAGCCAUUUUGCCGCCUGAGAUGUUUUGUGAGGUUUUGGCAAGACUUCCCGUGGAAUCAAUUCUUAGAUUUAGAAGUGUUUGUAAGAGUUGGUGUAGGAUGAUCCAAAGUCCAUACUUCAUCAGCUUGCAACUGGGUGUGACAAAGAAUAAACCAUGUCGGUUUAUUGUCCAAUCACAGCGCGAAGGUGAUAUGAGCAGCCUAUAUUUAGUUGAUAUCGAGGAUCUUAAGGCUAGGGAGAUUCAACUUGAGAAAAUCAAGUGCCGCACUCGUCUAAAGUUUAAGCUGCCUGCCCUUGGAGUUAGAUGUUUUUGCGAUGGAUUUCUCUGCAUGGCUUCAGAAAAAAGGCUAGAUCCUGUCUGUAUAUGCAAUCCAAUAACAAAAGAGAGUGUGAUAUUACCAUUAUCCAGGUCAAAAGCACAUCUCGUCCGUCAUAAGCUUGCUUUUGGCUUUGAUCAGUCAUCAGGCAAGUACAAAGUUAUUCGAGACUAUAGAACUAGCAGCAAUAAGCAUCUCAGCAAGUUCCAGAUAAUUACUCUUGGAGAAAGUUCGUGGAGACAGUUGAAUCCCCCACAAAAUCUAUGCACAUCUGAUUGGGAUGCUGCAGUGUUUUGGAAUGGAUCUCUCCACUGGAUAAUAGAUGAUAAAACUAUCGAUGAACCUAUUCUUGCAUUUGAUCUAAGCAGUGAGACGUUCUAUACCAUUCCUUUUCAUAGGUUGUGCCUUUCUCACGAAUGUUAUGAGUUACAGGUCUUGGGGGCAUCUUUAACUAUAGUGGAACAUAACAGUCAUAUGAUUAAAAUUUGGGAAGUAGCUGGGAACAAGGUCAAAGGAUUUUCUGCCAACUGUAGAGAGGAGCAUGAUACAUAUGUAUGUUGGAACAAGUACUUGUUCUAUAAAACAAUUUCUCAGCUUAGCCACAAGAGUUUCAUGUUACAGGUAUGCUUUAUAGAUAACAAAAAUGUCAAAAAGGAUUGGUUUACUCGUUUUGUCCCUGAAAAGGCGCAGUACUUCCACCAAGACAUCCUUGGCCUUCCUGAGCAUUUCAACACCGAUCAUUUCAAGCCCUCCUUUGUCUCGCCUAAUGCACUCCUUUCAGUUCAAAGUCAGCUUCCUGUGUUAAAGAGCUCAUAAACUUGGUUUCUGGUGAAUGCGGAAAUUGAUUUGGAUUUCAUAGUUCCAAACCCGGCAAUGCCACAUUAUGUAGCUUGUUUUUUAGCAAAAGGGUGGUGUAGAUUGGAUGCCGUUGUCCAUAUAGGUCAACUACACAAUCAAAUACUAAUAUAGUUCUUCAGUUAUUGCUGAAUUUGAGACACGGUUGAUGUAUAUAACUUAAAUUCAAAUGUGGAACCAGUUGCUGUCCA
Messenger RNA from Populus trichocarpa (black cottonwood), 1610 nucleotides. Its product is annotated as F-box protein At1g11270-like. Bases 196 to 1380 code for a protein of 394 amino acids. Gene Ontology annotation, molecular function: protein binding. The record is from RefSeq and is a predicted model, not a curated record. NCBI's taxonomy places the organism in Eukaryota, Viridiplantae, Streptophyta, Magnoliopsida, Malpighiales, Salicaceae. The transcript has 2 exons.